Molecule: messenger RNA, 4169 nt
Organism: Linum trigynum
Lineage: Eukaryota; Viridiplantae; Streptophyta; Magnoliopsida; Malpighiales; Linaceae
Source: the annotation of a GenBank genome assembly
CUAUUAUCUUUGAAUCGUCGAUUUUGCUUGUAUACUAAGACAACAUAUGUCACACAACUAACUCUUAUCCGUUCACUGGCUCUCAUUGUUGUGUUUGUUUUAGUCAUGAAUACCGCCUGGUCUCAUGAAUGUUUAGAAAGAUGGCCUUCUUUUAUUCUCCUUGAAGUAGCUCCACUUCACACUCACAUAGGUGAUUUCUAAACGUGCAUUCCUAAAAUCCACUAUUUGAUCACACCACGUGUCAAACUUAGAAACCAUUAAAAACCUUUCAUAUUUAGGUUUGCCCUUAUUUUGGAUAUUGUCUCAUCAUGAUAAUGGACUUUGAAUAAUUUGAAAAUGUUGGACCAUCAUUCACAAGUUUGUUUGCUCCUUGAACCUAGAGGUUGGGUCAGCCAAUCCUACUUAGGUAGAGUUACCGCCAUGAUGAUUUGUCCUAGGUCACGUGUCCAUUCCUUUCUAUACUUUAAUUAAUUUCUAGGUGGCUCCAUAUUUUUUAUCAUUUGAUCUAAAUGAUCAACUCCAAUAACUUCACUAGAAAUUAACCAAUAAAUAGUGUUAUGUUUCCAUUACCUAUGACGAGAUUUUCACAUAACACUUCUACCUCUUGCAAAAACAACUUUGUGCACAAGUGUUUUUAUUAACGCCAGUCUUUACAGGCCACGCUAGUAAACUUCACCGGUCUUAGAGUUGUUCUAUAUACAGUUCAACGUGGAUGAUUUCCAAGGUACUACUCCCCAUCAAUCAUAAAUGCAUAUAUGAUAGAAACAAGGUUCUAUGAGGUUUGAUAUUUGGGGAUUAGGGUUUAUACUAACAAAAUUAGGGAUUGAGGUUGGAAUUAGGAGAAGAAGAACAGAAUAAAGAUCGGGCGAAGCCUUGGACUAGGAAAUAAUAGAAAUUAGGAGAUAGGGAGAACUUAGGGUUUGGAAAUAUAAUUCUUUUACUAAUUUUGGCUUAAUCGAACCAAAGACCCAAAAUACAUAUUUAUAGCUAAAGACUGUAAAAACCUAAUAGACUAUCCUAAUAUGACUCAAAUACUACUAACCAUAUCUAAAUAAAUCCUAAUAAUUGUAAUUAUGAUAAAUCCCGAAAAUUGGAUUUUUAUCAUCCCCUCCCCCUUGAGACCAACCUUGCCCUCAAGGUUGACCGACUCGUCCCACUUCUCCACAUUGGCAGUGCAACCUGCGCCUUGGCUCCUCCAUGUCUUGCUCUUUAUUUUCCUCCAAUCAUGUGCCAACUCUGCACUUGGGCCUCUUGUACCAAUCUCCUCUUGUUGGCCCCACUCUUUGAAACUCCUUUCCAUGCGCCGACUAUUCGCUUAUGUGGCAAGGUCAAACACCGAUAGCCCUUCUUUUGUUGGCAUCCCGCUCUAUGAAUCAAAAUGUACUUGCUGGUGUAAGAACCCAUCAUUAAGUACCAACUUAUCAAGGCUUUUAAAAAUAUUUCUUGGAGCUAGCCCAUAAAUUUCUCCAAUUGCAUUUGGCCCAUGCUCCCUUGAAAGCCCACUUUCUAUUCCUUCUAGCCCACUUCUUUUUUCCCAAUCCAUUUCUGAAGGCUCAGCCCACGAACAAGCUCGGCCCACUUUGCUCUCAGACUUGGUCCGCUCCGCAGGUCUGUCUUCGACCCAUAUUCAAGUGCUUGCUCGGCCUGCUUUACCUCCUCUGUUGCUGCUGCUAGCCCAAACGGCGGCCCAUGCAACAUCCCAUCAAACUCUGCGGCACUCACAUCCUCACAGCCCACCAGAAGUGAUUGCAGGGUAGCUCGCCCUAGGGUUGGCGACCCAUGGUUUGCGAAACAGAAGCCGCGUCGCCCUCCUCCUUUUUCUUCGCCGGCAAAUCCACCUCCAACAGCGCCACGGGGGCCACCGUCGAACGAUCGUCCGGCACCAAUGCCACCUGGACGACUCGCGCCACAGAAGAGGAAUCCCAGCGACCCGAUGCACCAUCCUUCUUCUUCUCCUUCUUCGUUACAUUCUCCGACAGCGAGCCCUCGACCAGAAGGAUGGACGACAAGCUCCACCCGUGGUACCCCAUCACCGGUUUCUUUUCUUCGUCUUCCUCCGUGUUGUUUCCUUCAAAGGUCGCGGUGCAUAGCUCCUCCAGCAAUGUAAGACUUUCUCGACCUCCUGCGACUAUCGAGGCGGUUAGCAAGGGUGAUGCCCGUUUGUGUUGUCUUUUGCCUCGUUCUUCGCUGCAUCAACCGCCGCAGCUUCCUCCUCCUCGGUCGUCGGCUCCUGCAUGUCGUCCUCCGGCGACGCAGAUUCACUUGGUCGCUCCACCUCCGCCUCAUCGAGAUCUCAUGUUGUAUCCUCCUGCGGCGGCGGCUCGCUCGCUGCCUUCUCUUCACAAAUCUUCUUCCCCCGAUGCGAUGGUCAAUGACAGCAGAAUGGCAGCGGGUUCAGCGAGCUGCGUGCUUCUCGCUGCUGCUGCCGAUGAAGAUUUGCUCUUGCGAAUUUCAAUGGUGAGCAGGUCGUACCUCAACCAAACGUCAAAUUCAUGGGUAUCAAAAUCCGACAUGAUCUUGAUCUUCGUCUCAAAAAGCAUCCACCAAUUCUCGUUCUCCAAUGGGAGUUUUCCACAGAUUGUUAUGAUGCCCGAGGAAUACACUACAUGUGCUCUCCUAAACCCCGACAAGAGGACGAACACUUGAAUGAAUGUUGAGGUUACCAAUUUAGUAACCCUAGGCACAAAUUCUCCAUAUACGUAUCCAUCCCUGAUUGAGAGUUGUGACGAACACGCUCACGAAACCAGGCUCUGAUACCAAAUGAUAGAAACAAGGUUCUAUCGGGUUUGAUAUUUGGGGAUUAAGGUUUGUACGAAUAGAAUUAGGGAUUGAGGUUACAAAAUGAUUUAUCACAGGAUAGAAAUGACGUACCUUCCAGGCGUAGCGAUACCUCAAACCUCAGAAACCAUCGAAGGCAACAAAGCGGCGAGAACCACACUUGACUCGAUUUUCUCUUUUGAAAACAAUGCAGAAAAAAUAAAUUUUGAUUUAGUUUUUGUUAGGGGAAAACAUAUAAAAAUAAGAGGGGAUAUGUGUUAUUUAUAGAGAAUGAAGGGGUGCGUAUGAAGGGAGACAACUCUUCGUAUGGGUGGUUACAACCCAACCAUUACAAUGGUUCGUAUGAAGUUUCUCAACCAUUACAUCAGUUCAGCCUAUGGUAGUUGGACCAGUUUGGUCAUUCCAACCGCCAAUAACAUUUUCAUGUAUACCAUUAAGGCCAAUCCAUUUCCAUUUUAUAUAUAGAUAAUAUACUUUUAACCGUCUCCUGCACUUUCUCAUUCAUAAGCCUUGUAGGCCAUUUCCAUAUUCCAACCAUACACUUUCGUACUAGGCAAAGUAUCUUGUCUAUCAUACACUUAUGAUAUCCAAUUUUAUAUCACAUAGUCAUAGCUCAUAUAUCAUACUGAAAACCAUUAUACAAUACACUAUACAACACCAUGUCACAUACUAACAAGAUCCUUCAAAUAAUUACGCACUCAUCCAUGUCAUCAUCCAUUCUCAUACCACAACAAUAUGAUAUCACACGGAUUAAUUAGUACUAACUUACCUUGUACUCGAGUCACUUCAUGACUCAAAUACCAUAUUCGUAUUAAUAUAAGCAUUAGGAUAAGAUUUACUCACCUCGAAUUUUUAUUUUCCCUUGGCGACUCUCCAUGCUCCCUUCCUUGUGAAUUGGUGUCCUCUUGCUAAUCCUACCAUCCAAGUCUCAUAUUUCAAGUAUGGAAGUUUAACACUUGUUAUGGCAGAUCAUGAUCUUAGGAGGCGAAACAGAGCUGCUAACUUCUUUGGGUUUUGUUUCUAGGAAGAAAUAUCCAACUUCAUUCUGGAUCCUCUUUCUAACUAAGAUAGCCACCAAACCAAAGCAAGAACUAAGGGUGGCGGUUUUUGUUCUCAAAAUGGUUACCUUCUGUAAACAUUAUCAACCCCCCCCCCCCCCUCCUCAGAAACUAAAAGGAAUGGUGGUGAUAGCUAGCCUUCUUCCUUAUUCUAAUCCAUACACUUGUUCCCUUUCCCCCAACUAAUUAAUUCACCACUACAUGCAAGCUACCCACGUGGAGGGUUUAGAGGAAGUUUGGCAAUAGGACUGUUAGAAGGAGUGAGGUGGAGGCAGGGGAAAUUGAUACCUUCCUUAUUUCAAUCCAUCUCAGCAAUAAAUGGGAGAAUAAGAC